Molecule: messenger RNA, 977 nt
Organism: Cylas formicarius (sweet potato weevil)
Lineage: Eukaryota; Metazoa; Arthropoda; Insecta; Coleoptera; Brentidae
Exons: 4
Coding region: 153-848 (231 amino acids)
Biological process (GO): chromatin remodeling
Cellular component (GO): Ino80 complex; nucleus
Source: RefSeq, a predicted model, not a curated record
AUAAGACAUAACCUCAUAGAUUGGCAGCAGCAAAAAAAAACUCGUAUAUAUAAUGAAUAGCAGUAAAUAAAAAACUUUCCUACAUGCUAAGUUUUCUUAUCCACAUAAUCAGCCCUCCUUAAAUAGGCGUUCGUAAAUUAGUUGCGUUUGAGAUGUUGGAUGGUUGGUAUUGUCGGUCAAUCGCGAAUGAGGCCGCUGCGGCGGAGGAAGAAGAGCAAGCGCUCGAAGAGUCGAAGUUUAAGAAGGAAUAUAAAUACUUGAAACGUAAAUUCCAAAACCUUAUUUAUGAAAACGAAGCCUUUCAACAAGCUUUGCGUACGGCGCAAAAGAGGCUGCUGGCCGUCACGAGAGAUCGGUCUUUUUUGCUGGAUAGACUACUGAUGCACGAAAAGCUUGAUCAUUCCACUUCCGAGUCGGAAGAAACCGAGUCUUCGGACGACGGCGAGGUAGUCAAGGCUGAGCUACCCGCCAAGAAGAAGAAGGCAGAAGUUUAUCACAAUUCUUCGCAGCACCACCUUGGCGCUGGGAAAGUCAUGGCAAUCAAGAAGAAGAGAUCGGCUGCUCCAAAACACUCGAAACUCCUUCACCAAUCAAUGCAAUUACAUGUGCCCGCGACGGCAGCGAACGUCUUGUCUGAUGGUCACAUGACCCCUGAAGAGGUCGAGCGUCACUUGCAGUCGCAGAGCUUCCUUGAUCUGGUGCCGGAAAGGGCGCCCCCUACCGUGCCGACUGAGAUGUUCAGUAACGAGCCGUCGCUGGACAGCGAGUCCAACGAUAUGAUUGGCGAGCUGGAAACGUCACCCAGUAAUGUCGAAGAGGAAAUUAGUAUUGACAUGCUGCCCGAAUAAUAAUAAACAGAGUUUAAUUCCGUAACAAACCUUGUACCUUAUGUGGAUUGUCCAAAAAUUAAAUCUUAGAAUUAAAGUGCCUAAAACUGGACCAAUUUAAAUAAACCGUCAUAUUUUUUUCUUUUCCAC